Messenger RNA from Drosophila eugracilis, 1006 nucleotides. RefSeq lists its product as uncharacterized. Bases 289 to 699 code for a protein of 136 amino acids. NCBI's taxonomy places the organism in Eukaryota, Metazoa, Arthropoda, Insecta, Diptera, Drosophilidae. The record is from RefSeq and is a predicted model, not a curated record. The transcript has 2 exons.
GCUUAGCGGCGAUAGCAUCGAGAAUCAGUUACAAAAAAAAGAAAUCAUAAUCAAAAAACACCAAACGGGGUGUUAAGCUAAUUACUGAUAAAGACAUCGUCCCAGAAUUUACGAUCGAUCAGAACGGUUUCGACUUUACGCGAGUGCGCACGUUUAACAAAUUGAUCUUAAGCCUUAAAUCUGAAUUGGAAAAAAGUGAUAAAGUGCUCGAAGCAGACGCCAAACAGGAUACUCCACUUGUUAUCAAAUAAUUAAAUACGGAAGGCAAUUAAACGGUACCCAGCGAAGAUGUUUGCAUACACUUGGCAAGUUUCCACCGUUAUCCUGGUCAUCCUGGCGGCAAUGGCAAUGGCAGCUCCACAGCUGCAGGAGGUUCCACAUGCCCUUCUCGACAUCGAAACACCCAAUCAGUUUAACUACAGUCCUUCUCCUUUGGCCCAGCCAGAUAGUUUGCGUUCCAAGCCGUACUUCGACUUCCUGAGCACCCUCUAUGCCCAUGACUCGGCCAAGUCGAACCUCUUCCGGCCGUACUCGGGACGCCAGCGUAGGGAUUUGGGUGCUCAGAAACUGGAUCGCCCACGCAGGGCCAUCGUCUUCAGGCCUUUGUUCGUCUACAAGCAGCAGGAGAUCCGUCGGCAGGAGAUCCAGGAAAGGAAUGCUGAGAGACGUCACGAUCUGAACAGCGUGCAUCGGUUGUAGUCACCUGUGACCCCCUGAUUAAGCCUAAUCUAAUUAAUCCAAUCCAGUGCCCAUCCAGUCAACCCGGGAUGUUGGCCUUCUACAGGGUCCUCUAGCACUUAGCCACUUAGCACCUCCACUGUGUCCUAGCCAUAAGUUAAAUGCACUGCAGCACGACGAGAGAGAGCACUCAUCGCUAUAUAUAUAUUAUGUGUAAACCAUUCGCACCGCCACAACACCACCCACAUCCUCGUAGACUAAGUUCCAGAUGUUUGUUAUGCAACUUGUUAUCGCGACGUUUGAUUAAAGCUAACAAAACUGAUUUUUA